Messenger RNA from Suillus discolor, 1522 nucleotides. RefSeq names its product Pkinase-domain-containing protein. Gene Ontology annotation, biological process: positive regulation of transcription by RNA polymerase II; protein phosphorylation. Gene Ontology annotation, cellular component: nucleus; transcription factor TFIIK complex; transcription factor TFIIH holo complex. Gene Ontology annotation, molecular function: RNA polymerase II CTD heptapeptide repeat kinase activity; ATP binding; cyclin-dependent protein serine/threonine kinase activity. The record is from RefSeq and is a predicted model, not a curated record. The transcript has 8 exons. Bases 260 to 1372 code for a protein of 370 amino acids. Lineage: Eukaryota; Fungi; Basidiomycota; Agaricomycetes; Boletales; Suillaceae.
UGCGCCAAACCAUUGCUCGGAAGCCUUUGUUGCGCUUGUUGCGCUGUCGCAACGUUGAACAUGAUGGGUAAGCAAGGCUUUCGCCUCUGCUGUGUCAGCAAGGAUUGUACAGUGUGCGGAAACCUGGUACAAUAGGGCAAGUAACGGGCUUUGCCACUUUAGAUGGCGCUACAUACUUAUUAUUAUAGUACAAUAGAUCUGCGCUCAGCCAACACAAGUCACUUCUACUACUAGAAGUCAUACUUCUUUCAAAUUUGUCAUGGACGCUGUUGAAAAAGCUAACACAGCGAGACAAAAGCGAUGGGUGAAAGACCGGAAAGUCGGCGAAGGUACAUACGCUGUCGUGUACCAAGGCCGAGAGGCAUCAACGAGCCGCAAAGUCGCCAUCAAGAAGAUAAAAGUCGGACAAUUCAAAGAUGGGCUCGACAUGUCUGCUAUUCGAGAGGUCAAAUAUCUACGAGAGCUUCACCACCAGAAUGUUAUCGAGCUUUUGGACGUCUUCUCUUCAAAAACGAAUCUUAACCUCGUGCUGGAAUUCUUGGAUAGCGACCUUGAGAUGAUAAUCCAGGACCGGUCGCUCGUCUUCCUUCCUGCCGAUAUCAAAGCAUGGAUGGCGAUGACCUUGCGUGGGCUGGAAUUUUGCCAUAGAAAUUUCAUGCUUCACCGAGAUCUAAAGCCCAACAACUUACUCAUUGCAUCGGAUGGACAACUCAAAAUAGCUGAUUUUGGUCUAGCAAGAGAUUUCGCAGACCCGGGACAUAAAAUGACGUGUCAAGUCAUCACUCGAUGGUACCGACCACCAGAGCUGCUGUUUGGCUGUCGGUAUUAUAGCUCGGCGGUCGACAUAUGGUCCGUAGGUUGCAUAUUUGCAGAGCUCAUGUUGAGAACGCCGUACCUUCCCGGUGAGAGCGACAUGGACCAACUCAAAACCAUCUUCCGGGCACUCGGAACCCCCACAGAAGAGGACUGGCCGGGCCACACCAAACUGCCAGAUUAUGUGCCGGUUGGACAAUUCCCAAGAACGCCCCUUCGCGACCUCUUCACUGCCGCUUCUGGAGAUACGCUUAAUCUUCUUAGCAGGUUUCUCGUGUACGAACCUCGAAAGCGCAUAAGCGCGAGAGACGCUCUCAACCACGCAUACUUUUUCGCCCUGCCACAUCCGUCCCACCCCUCCAAGCUGCCUAAACCUGCUUCUCAAACAUCCCGCCCUCUCGAAGAACUCGAUGGUAACGUUGACAUGGCCGGCGCAGGGCCAGGCGUCAAAGCCGCUGCGCCCAACAAGCUCAAACGAAAAUUGACCUCCCCCGAUGGCACCGACCUGAGACCACUCGCUCGCAGAUUAGACUUCACUCAACAUGCGAAAAACUCGUGAUCGCUGUGUUGACCACCAAUGACUCCGCGCACCUUCAUUGGUCGUGUAUAUAGCGACUAGCCUUGCAAUGUAGGAAAUAAGGGAAUAUGUAUGAACUAAACUUGAACGUGGUAAUGGAUAAAAACAAACACGGUGGAAUGAAGUACAGGA